GAGAUUGAUCUUAUAUGUUUCUGAUCAAAAAUGGAAACCAGAUUGCUGCAUAGCAACCACACCCAUGAACUUGGUAGAUGUCAAUCAUCGGUCCAUCAAAUUCCCUUCCUGCAUCCAGAGAAAAAAAAAAGAGUUCUAUUCUGAAACAAAAAAAGGGUAAUACUAAAAAAUUAUUCAAUGAAAAAUGUAGUUAAACAAUAGGCAGCUCAUGGCAUAGCCUAGUUGUUAACCUCAUCUCUACUCAGACUUGGAAGUUCCAAGUAGCUCGCCCUUGUUGACCCGAGUGCUGAAAAUUCAGGUUCUUUAGAGAGCAUUGAGUUUAAAGUGUAACAGUUUCUUUCUCAAACUGUGUCUGAUUAGACAGAUCUUGUUGAUCGGUAAAUUAGAAUUAGAUUUCAAACCCCAUCUGAUGAAAAUAUGAAGAAUCACGAUGGUUGUAUGGCUAAAGAAAAGGAUGAUAUACCAAGCCCGAUUAGUGGUCCAAUUUUCGAUUUUUCUGAUCCUGAUCUUUUCUCAGAAGCCCUGCAAAACUCUGAGGUCACUUCGUCUAAUUAUUGCUAUGAAGAGAACUCCUCCUAUGGCAAUAAUCUUACCAUACCACCAGACAUUGAAAAACUCAAUGGCUACCAAGAUAACAAUGGAAAUACUAACUCAGCGACCCCCACUGCCACCAGCACUACCACCACCACUACAAGCACCAACACAACCGCCACAGCAGCCACUAACCAUAACAAUAGCAAUCUGUCCAUAAUCUUUGAUUCCCCAGAUGAGAUCGACAACGACAUUUCUGCUUCUAUUGACUUCUCUCAAUCCCCUUCUUUUUCUGUGCCUCCAUUUCUAACUCAACAAGACCAAUUUGACCUAUCUUUAGUGCAAUCUCAAAUCCAAUUAGCUGAUGUUGCAGCUGAUGGGCUCUCACAGUACACUGCUGACCCUGUUGCCCCUCUUAUGGGGCUUCCGUUACCAUCUGUUUUCGAUGAAGAUUGCUUGUCUUCUGUGCCUUCUUAUGUACCUUUAAACCCAUCAUCUCCUUCUUGCUGUUUUCUUAGUCCUGCCAUGGCUACUUUCAUGCCUGCUGGGGCUAUGACUACUGCAUUGUCUGCUGACAGUUCUGGGAUUUUCGCUGGGAGCAUUCUCAUGGGUUCUGAACUGCAACCACAAGAGUUGGAGUAUCAGGGUGAUAAUGGAAUUUUCUGUCCAGAUUCAGUGCAGCGCGUUUUUAACCCUGGAGACUUGCAGGCCCUCAGCAGUGAGAGUCAACAACUGGUGGGAGCGGCUGCCAGCUCUACUCCUUUAGCAUCAGAGAUCUCGAGUUUGGAAGAUUCAACUUUCAACAAAGUAGGGAAACUUUCUGUUGAACAAAGGAAGGAGAAGAUCCAUAGGUACAUGAAGAAAAGGAACGAGAGGAACUUCAGCAAGAAAAUCAAGUAUGCCUGCCGCAAGACGCUAGCGGACAGCCGACCUCGAGUUAGAGGACGAUUUGCAAAGAAUGAUGACUUUGGAGAGACCCCUAGGCAAGCCUGUAGCAAUCAUGAAGAAGAUGAUGAUGAUGAAGUUGUUGUGAAAGAAGAGGAAGACAUGGUUGAUUCCUCAGAUAUCUUUGCUCAUAUUAGUGGUGUCAACUCCUUCAAAUGCAAUUACCCUAUCCAGUCCUGGAUUUGAAUAGUUUUUCAUUAACAACAAGUCUACUAAAAUUUUGCAGGACCCCUGUUUCAGACAGGAUUUCUUCAUCCGGGUUUGGUUUUAAAAAAAAAUCAACAAAAAGGGAAAAAAAAAAGGAAAUAAUUGGGUCCUAUGGUAUACAAAUAAUCAAGUCAGGAUACCAUAGACAGUGAAUAAAAAAUUUGUAACUUUUUGUAGAUAUGUAUAUCAGCCCCACUUGUAUCAAGUUCAAUGUCUGUAAUCUGCACAAUUAACAAUCCUAAGGCAUUCUACUUGCCAGAAAUCACUAGCUGAAGAGAUUAAUUUAUGUUAGAGUGUGAGUUCAAACAAACA
Messenger RNA from Theobroma cacao (cacao), 1995 nucleotides. The record is from RefSeq and is a predicted model, not a curated record. Lineage: Eukaryota; Viridiplantae; Streptophyta; Magnoliopsida; Malvales; Malvaceae.